UUCAAGCAAAUGGCGUCGUACAGGUGGAGAUCGUUGCGUCAAAUUACACAAAUCAUGAAUGAAUUCUAAGUGUUGUGGCAUAUUUCUCAUGAAUUAAGAGUAUUGUCAGUUCCGGUAAGCCUCCUCACGACUGCAGUGUAAUUUAUUUUAUGUCUACGAUUAUAAAUUGGAGUCAAGCGGACAACUAUAUUGUGCAACCUGCAACAUACUCCAGCCACAGCAUCAGUACUCGUUCCUUUACUCAGCAACAAAGUGCAUAUCACAAAAUGAACGAAGUAAGCGGAGGAAAGCAAGAUAUACCUAAUACUUCGAGUUGGGAAGCCCUGUCAGGGCAAUCAGUAUCUUCCUUGCCGAUACAUCAUCAUCAGAUACUACAGCAAGACCCAAACUCAACAGUAGCACAAGUUAUAGUUCCUACACCUGUUAAACUUCAACCACCUAUGCUAACACCAGCGCAAACUAUAGCUGAUCACUGUCCACAACUUGGUCACAUGCAACAACCACCUCUGAUAACUCAAGGUGCACCACCAGGAGCCUUUCCAGAACCUGAAUUAUCACCAGAACUUCAGCAGCAAGGAUGGAAAAAAUUUUGGAGCAAAAGAGAAAAUCGACCAUAUUUCUGGAAUAAGUUGACUGGAGAAUCUCUAUGGGUGAUACCUUCUUUGAAACCACAGUUUGAUCCAAUCACGGAUCCACUUGGCAUCUGUGGUGUACCACCUAUACCAGGGAACGGAGCUAUUCCAGCAGCUGGUACUCCGGGUGGUACGUUGAAACGUAGAGCAUCGGAAGACGGAGCAGUCCCUCCAGCAAAGAAAUUUGUACUGGCGGGCCCAUGGGAUUUGGAGAUACCUACGAAUGUUAUAAUAUACGAGAGAGCGCCAUCGAAUUUACCGCAUGUCCAUCCCGAGGCGGAAGCAUUGCGUUGCGCUUUAUUAGCGAAAUUGCGACAGUGUUACCAGGAACUGUGUCAUACUCGCGAAUCUAUAGACGCACCGAAGGAUUCCUUUAAUAGAUGGUUGAUGGAACGGAAGGUGAUCGAUUGCGGUUCGGAUCCGCUGUUACCGAGUCAAUGUUUCCCUGAAAUCUCGAUGUCCAUGUAUCGCGAGAUCAUGAAUGAUAUUCCCAUCAAACUGGUGAGACCUAAAUUCACGGGCGACGCCAGGAAACAGUUAUCGCGCUAUGCCGAAGCCGCGAAGAAGAUGAUAGAGUCGAGGGCGGCAUCAUCCGAGAGCAGGAAGGUGGUCAAAUGGAAUGCGGAGGACACUUUUCAGUGGCUGAGACGAACGGUCGGCGCGACAUUCGACGAUUUUCAAGAUAGGCUCGCCCAUCUCAAGCGACAAUGUCAGCCGCACCUAACGGAGACUGUUAAAGCUAGCGUCGAGGGGAUAUGUUUGAAAAUUUAUCAUCUUUCCACGGAAUAUGCAAAGAAGGUGAAGGACAGGAAUAAUCAGAUCCUCAAGGAUAAUGGCUUGGGAGAUGUCAUACCGCUGGGCGGGCCAGCUAGUACGCAGAGGAAAGUUUGGUGUUAUCCAGUGCAGUUCUCUCUUCCUACACCAAGACUCCCGCAGACGGAUUAUCUACCAGAGCGCGAGCAAACGAUGUUACGCUUUCACGGCGACACCAUGUGUAUCAAUAACAUACAUCUCACCAAGCUGGAACACUUGUACAGGUACAACUGUUUCGACGACAAAAAGUUCGAAAUGUUUCUGCCACGCGUGUGGUGUAUGUUGAAGCGUUAUCAAACGUAUCUUGGAAUCAACGAGGGUCAAGCCACCCAGAUGGCCCUGCCCGUUACAGUCUUCGAAUGCCUUCAGAGAUCGUUCGGCGUGACGUUCGAGUGUUUUGCAUCGCCUCUAAACUGUUACUUCCGACAGUACUGCUCAGCAUUCGCUGACACGGACUCGUACUUCGGAUCGAGGGGACCGUUUCUGGACUUCAGGCCAGUCAGCGGGUCGUUUCAAGCGAAUCCGCCAUAUUGUGAAGAAUUAAUGGAAGCGAUGGUUAAUCAUUUCGAACGUUUGUUGGCUGAUUCGACGGAACCUCUAUCGUUCGUGGUGUUUCUACCGGAGUGGCGAGACCCAGCACCCAAUGCGCUCAUCAAACUCGAAGGGAGUCACUUUAAGCGCAAGCAAGUGGUGGUGCCCGCUAUGGAACACGAAUAUAGACACGGAUUCCAGCAUAUUCUUCCAAAAGGAGAAGUCAACAUCCGAGCGGCGCAUGGCACGCUGGUCGUAUGGUUGCAAAACCCAGCCGGUGCUGCACGAUGGGGACCUACGGAGGAGCGAGUCGAGGCCUUAUUGGAAGCGUGGCGACCCGGUCGGGAACGAGAACGAGACAGGCAGGAACUCCUAUCUCCGCCAAGGCAGACACAUCAGCCGAUACCCUCAACACCAGUGCCUGUACCAACGACGCCGACCACGCCAACAAUUGUGCCACCAGUGCAGACAUUACCCACUCAUCCCAUAUAAUUGUUGAAUAAUCUACCGGAAGAGGAAAAACACGUAUAUAAAUAGUCUCGAAAAUAAAUCUGAAUGAUUGAGAAAAAGAGGUACGAAAUUUAUACCUUGUAAAAUAACAAACAUUCUCGUGGUGGAGAUUGGUUUUAUACUAUUUUAUUAGUGAUUAUGAAAUUGGCAAGGGAUAAUGUGUGAGAAAAUAGGAGAGACAUUAGGCGAUCAUGUGUGCGAGAAAAUUGCACUAUAGAGACACAUAUGAAAACAUUAUUUGCUCUAUAGUAACAAUUUUAUAUUGAUGACAAGAUGAUCCAUUGUGAUGUCCCUUUAUGUUUCCAAACGAUCUCGUAGAAAUCGUUUUUAUUGACAACCGAUGCUUGAUCAUUCGGCCUCCUUGUUCUAUAUUGAGACGGAAUCAGAUUCCGUUGUCUAUGUUAACAAAUAGCAAAAUUAUUAUAUAGGAAGUACAUUGAGGAAUAUGCAUCUAUAAUUAUCUGCUAUAUAUAAAUAGAGUUUACCUAUCAACACGAAAACAAGCACACAUUGCAGAAAGUCUAAAUUUGUCAGUUUGGACAGUUAAUUGUUGUCGGGAUACUGUGUUGGACUUUGUGACAUGUGAUGCUUUGAGUAACAGUUAUACUUGCUAUGCAAGAUAAAAAAAUUGGCACUAUUACAAAUGUCAAAAGAAACUGAAUUUACGCAAGUAACAAAUGUACAUGCGUAUGUGUAUGUGUGUAUGUAUGCGGGUACAAGUAGGCAUACACGUUGCCUAGAAAUCUGCUCGUUUCUCGUGAAGAAGACGUUUUAUCGAAAAAUUGUUAAGUAACAUUGCUGCAUUUUCAAUCAUGACAAUCUUUUCUUUUCAUACAGAUGAACGCUCGGAAGAAAAGGAAGAAGUCAGCGACGCAUUUUAUUUUAAAUAAUUUUGUUGGUGCAAUAUUUUGUAUCGAUUUAUAUCUGAGAUCUGUAGACACCAGUAUACAGAUUAGAGACUCCCCCUCAAGAGAAAUAUUUUUAUUCUUUAAUGAAUACAUGUAUCAUGUAGAGAGUAUACUCAACGCAAUUAUACUUUUGUGUUAUUCUUUUCUAUGAUAUAAUAGGCAUUCGUAUUUAUCUGGUGAUAUGUUUGGAGUUUAUCUUCUGUACAUAUUCUUUUGAAUAUUCUACGAAGUUCUUGAUAUAUAAAAACAAUUGAAAUGCCAUCAAGGAUACAUUAUACAUUUUCACAAACUUUUUCACAUCAAGCAUAUCUAUAUUGAUUAUAGCGUAUAUCGAGAGGGUAGAUAGAUAGAUCACUUAGAAACGGAAUAAUAAAGUUAUAUUAUACGCACAUUUAUAAGUAAUGUAUCGGAGAUCACAUAUACGUGUAUGUUACUGAAUUGAUUUUAUUAAAAAUAUUUGUGGUCUACAGUCUUUUUACAAGCGGUUGUCGACAUGUCGGCCACUUCUCAUUCAAGAAGAGAAAUAAUAUUUACAUCUCUUAUAAAUUUUGUAUAUUUUUAUUAAGAGAGUAUAUGUGUGCUAGAUGUACGCUAGAGAGGAGUAGAGUGUGUACAUACACAUGUGCAUAUAGGCGCACACAUGCCCAUGCGCGUGCGUGUGUAUAGCCAUCUUUAGCAUGCGUAUAUUUAUAUAUAUAAUAUAUAUACAUAUACAUAUAUGCUUACGCAAUUGAUAGUAAAUAAGACAAUACGUAAAAUAUAAGUUAAGAAUUUUGUGAGAUACUAUAUUGUUUUAUAGGCAGCAAAAACGAUUAGGUAUCUGCGAUUAGGUUAUAUUACAACUGUAUUGUAUUACAGCUUGAUAGAGUCCAAGAGUAAAAAAAUUUUUCUUGUAAAUCUUUACAUUUAGUGAAUAAUGUAUCUUCCACUGGGAAAAAAUUACAUUUUCCCACGUUUAAUCGUUCUAUUAGAUUGUAAAAGUCAAUCUUACUUAUCACAUCCGCGCGAGCUUUUUAUCAUAGAUAUAAUUACACUUAUUAUAGGACAUGAGAUAAUUAUUGCUUUUCUUCAUGCUUUAUUUUGUGUUAACAUUUGCAGUUCUUUUCUUUUCCUUCUUCCUUUUCGUCGUGAAUAUCUCUUUCUAAUUAUCUCAUGCAUUUUACUUGUGUUUUGCUAUAAUUCAAGAUGGCAUCUAAUAUAGUGCUUACUGUACAAACGUAAUCUUAGAAUGCGGCAUGGCGAAAUGUUAUAUCUUCUAAGAGGAAAUUUAAAUAAAGUUAACGUGAAGAAUU
Harpegnathos saltator (Jerdon's jumping ant) is the source of this 4686-nucleotide messenger RNA. It is a transcript of the gene Pcif1, whose product is annotated as Phosphorylated CTD-interacting factor 1. The transcript is spliced from 7 exons. Gene Ontology annotation, molecular function: mRNA (2'-O-methyladenosine-N6-)-methyltransferase activity; RNA polymerase II C-terminal domain binding. The record is from RefSeq and is a predicted model, not a curated record. Bases 150 to 2468 code for a protein of 772 amino acids. Gene Ontology annotation, cellular component: nucleus. NCBI's taxonomy places the organism in Eukaryota, Metazoa, Arthropoda, Insecta, Hymenoptera, Formicidae.